Rubroshorea leprosula is the source of this 2387-nucleotide messenger RNA. Lineage: Eukaryota; Viridiplantae; Streptophyta; Magnoliopsida; Malvales; Dipterocarpaceae. The record is from the annotation of a GenBank genome assembly.
GUUUUCUUCUCAGGUCUCAGCCCCGCGAAAGCAUCUCAUUGAAUCGCUACAAUUCAGUCUUUUAAUCGAAACCCCAAGUCGCCGGAGAGCUUCCAGGGGCGGCUGUUGAGAGCUUUACCAGUAUUCGGCGGCCUGUUUGUGGGGGACGAGGAGGAAACACACAGGUUUAUUGGGAUCCUCCGAUUGCCGACUUGUCGGCAUAUAUCGGUGUGCAUCCCUAUAGUUAAAACACUUUCCGUUCAGGUUCCUCUGAAACAGCGGAAGCAGUUGGGUUUGCGUCUGAAGUCAUGGGAAUGGAGUUGCCAAACCAGUUUUCUGAUAUGGAGGAUGUUAACAUCAGUGAUUACGAGUUAGUGAGUCGUGUGAAGGAGGUUCUCACAUCAGUUCUGAAUGGUGAAACCGAAAAUUAUAACCAGCUUGUUGGGGUUAUGCACCGUUCGAGAAAUCUUGGGGAGGAUGAGGUUGGGUUGCUAGAGACAAGUUUAAAGGGGCUAUCUGGAGCUGUUUCCUUUAUAGACAUUGUUCAUCAUGAGUCUCUUUUGUCGGCUAUAUUUAGCAUGAACAUGUGGAAUUAUGGGCCUGAGUUGAUGGACGCAUUGGUUGAACUGAUUGUAGCGUUGGCUAUUUCAAAUGGAAAAUUUGUUGAUUCGUGUUUGGGAAUGCUUGUCAGCAAUUUUAUACCACCAUCUUAUUUCCUAGAUAGAUUGAAGCAGCCACGUGGUCUUGAGAGAAAGUACCAGGUUACUUCUCGAGUCCAUGCAGCUUUGGAAGAGAUAACCAAAUCUGUUCCUCUUGCCCCCUUAAGAUUAUUGCCAAUAGUUCUGCAGCGAAUGCCAACAAUCCAUAAGAAGGAUCAUACAAUGAUCAUUUAUGCGGAGAACAUGUUAAAGUUGGAGGGUAGUGUAAUUGGAGAAGUUGUUGGAAGCACCCUGCUUAUGGCCGUGGUUGACAGGUUGAUAGAUCUUGAUGUGGAGAUUGGAUGGGAUGACAUUUUGCAGGAAGACUUCAGUAAAUGCAUGUUUGAUAUGGAGUUAGAAGACAUGGAUCAAGAUGAUGAUUAUUUUGAGGAAGAUGGUCACGAGCUUCUAUUAACUCGUAAAAGCCUGGCUGGAAAUGCUAUUGCUGACUUAUUAGAUAGCCUGAUGGUUAUAACUUUUAAUCAUCUUGAAUCUUGUAAAGACACAGGGCGUUUGAUUGAGGUAUUUGAGACACUUCUCCAGUCAUUCCAAUUAACCGUUCUAAAUACAUACAAGUCAAAAUUUGCACAGUUUGUAAUGUUCUAUGCAUGUGCCCUAGAUCCUGAAAACUGUGGUCUGAGAUUUGCCACGGUGCUGGCUGAUAUUUUUGUUGACAAACAUCAUCCUGAGCUUCACAGGAUGAGUGCUGUGGCAUAUCUUUCUAGUUACCUUUCUCGCGGAAAGUUUCUGUCAGCCUCUUUUGUUGCUAGCAUCCUGAGAAGGUUGGUGGAUUGGUGUUUGGAAUAUUGCAAAACCCAGGACAGUGAUGUUAACCCAAAAGUGCAUCGAGUUUUCUAUUCUGGAUGCCAGGCCAUUAUGUACAUGCUUUGCUUUCGCUUGAAGUCUUUUAUGGAUGUUCCUAGACUGAAGUCACAGCUUCUCCUUAUGCCACUUGAGGAAAUUUUUAGGCAUAAAUUGAGCCCAUUGAAGGUAUGUCUUCCAUCUGUGGUACAAGAGUUCCUCCGACAGGCAAAAGCAGCUCAUCUAUUUACCAUUUCCAAAACAUUCGUUUUUGAUGACCUGCUGGAGUCAGAAUUCUCAAGGGCAUUUGGUGGGCUGGAAAGGCUCGAUAUGUUCUUUCCAUUCGAUCCAUGUUUGCUGAAAAAAAGUGACAGUAUUAUCCGUGAGAACUUUGUGUUCUGGUCAACCGUACGACCCAAGUAUGAAUAUGAGGAAGGCAGCAGUGAUGAAGAUGAUGAAGACGACAUUGUUGAUGAAAAUGAGGAGGUUUUGGUUGAUGAGAUAGCACGGAGUGUUGAUGGACAAGGGCUAGAUCUUGAUGAAUUUGACUAUGCACUGAACAAAAUGUCCAUCACACCAAAGGACACCUUCAGUUACAGGUUUGAGGGUCACUUUCAAGAACAUUCGAGAAUGCCUUCUAAAAUUAGGCCCUCAACAAGUCCCGAGUCUUUGUGACUUGGCAAGAAAUAUGCUUAAGAAGCAUAUCUGAUCUGCUGGUUUUGAUGAGUUAAGUUGUCCGCAUGGCCAGGUCAAAAAGGGCUAGGGUUUUGCUUUGUUUUUACAAUUUGUUUUUGUGAUGAUGUGAGCUUAUCAUUUAUGCUAUUUCAAGUCAAACUACUGUAAAAUUAAGGAGAGCUUGUAAAUCUGCAUUCUUUGAAGUGAACAUUGACUCCUAAAGCGUUUGUGUCA